Messenger RNA from Numida meleagris (helmeted guineafowl), 2134 nucleotides. It is a transcript of the gene MYC, whose product is annotated as MYC proto-oncogene, bHLH transcription factor. The coding region runs from base 307 to 1560 and encodes 417 amino acids. NCBI's taxonomy places the organism in Eukaryota, Metazoa, Chordata, Aves, Galliformes, Numididae. Gene Ontology annotation, molecular function: protein dimerization activity; DNA-binding transcription factor activity, RNA polymerase II-specific; RNA polymerase II cis-regulatory region sequence-specific DNA binding. The record is from RefSeq and is a predicted model, not a curated record. Gene Ontology annotation, biological process: positive regulation of cell population proliferation; regulation of transcription by RNA polymerase II. The transcript has 4 exons.
UUUUAAAGGAGGAAAACUUCUAUUGUACCGGACGGAGCGCGCCGCGCCGCCUUGGACCGUACAAUCUGCCGCACGCCGGGAAGGCGAUCCCUCUCUCCGCUGUAUUAUUUUUUUCAUCGUGGUGGGAGGAAGAGAUCUACGUUCUCCCGGCGUUUUGGCUCCUUUUUUUCCCCCGUCUUCUCCGGCGGCUCUUUUUGUAUUUUUAUCUCAUAUUUCCUGAUUUUGUUGUUCCCCGCACCGCCCGCAAUUAUUGCCUCGCUCCGUCUCGCAGCCGGCGCGUUGGAGGAGCCGGCAGCAGCCGCCGCGAUGCCGCUCAGCGCCAGCCUCCCCAGCAAGAACUACGAUUACGACUACGACUCUGUGCAGCCCUACUUCUACUUCGAGGAGGAGGAGGAGAACUUCUACCUGGCGGCGCAGCAGCGGGGCAGCGAGCUGCAGCCGCCCGCCCCGUCCGAAGACAUCUGGAAGAAGUUUGAGCUCCUGCCCACGCCGCCCCUCUCGCCCAGCCGCCGCUCCAGCCUGGCCGCCGCCUCCUGCUUCCCCUCCACCGCCGACCAGCUGGAGAUGGUGACGGAGCUGCUGGGGGGGGACAUGGUCAACCAGAGCUUCAUCUGCGACCCGGACGACGAAUCCUUCGUCAAAUCCAUCAUCAUCCAGGACUGCAUGUGGAGCGGCUUCUCCGCCGCCGCCAAGCUGGAGAAGGUGGUGUCGGAGAAGCUCGCCUCCUACCAAGCUGCCCGCCGGGAGGGGGGCCCCGCCGCCGCCUCCCGCCCGGCCCGGCCCGGCACUACGGGCCCCACACGGCCCCCCGCCGGCCCCGCCGCCUCGGCCGGCCUCUACCUGCACGACCUGGGCGCCGCGGCCGCCGACUGCAUCGACCCCUCGGUGGUCUUCCCCUACCCGCUCAGCGAGCGCGCCCCGCGAGCCGCCCCUCCCGGCGCCAGCCCCGCGGCUCUGCUGGGGGACGACACGCCGCCCACGACCAGCAGCGACUCGGAAGAAGAACAAGAGGAAGAUGAGGAAAUUGAUGUCGUUACAUUAGCUGAAACAAACGAGUCUGAAUCCAGCACAGAGUCCAGCACAGAAGCAUCAGAGGAGCACAGUAAGCCCCACCACAGUCCGCUGGUUCUCAAGCGGUGUCAUGUCAACAUCCACCAGCACAACUACGCUGCUCCUCCCUCCACCAAGGUGGAAUACCCAGCCGCCAAGAGGCUAAAGUUGGACAGUGGCAGGGUCCUCAAACAGAUCAGCAACAACCGAAAGUGCUCCAGUCCCCGCACGUCAGACUCAGAGGAGAACGACAAGAGGCGAACGCACAAUGUCUUGGAGCGCCAGCGAAGGAAUGAGCUGAAGCUGAGCUUCUUUGCCCUGCGCGACCAGAUACCCGAGGUGGCCAACAACGAGAAGGCGCCCAAGGUUGUCAUCCUGAAAAAAGCCACAGAGUACGUUCUGUCCAUCCAAUCGGACGAGCACAGACUGAUCGCAGAGAAAGAGCAGUUGAGGCGGAGGAGGGAACAGUUGAAACACAAACUUGAGCAGCUAAGGAACUCUCGUGCAUAGGAACUCUUGGACAUCACUUAGAAUACCCCAAACUAGACUGAAACUAUGGUAAAAUAUUAGUGUUUCUAAUAUCACUUAUGAACUACACCAGUCCAUCGAGUAUGGAACUAUUGCAACUGCAUGCUGUGCGGCUUAACUUGAGACUACACAACCUUGGCUGAAUCUCCAAACGGUUUGGCCAGAACCUCAAAACUGCCUCAUAAUUGAUACUUUGGGCAUAAGGGAUGAUGGGACAUUCUUCAUGCUUGGGGACGAACUCUUCAACUUUUUUUCUUUUAAAAUUUUGUAUUUAAGGCAUUUUUUUCUUAUGAGAAUUCCAAAAAGAGUUGUCCCCAGAUUGCUGUAUAUAUUUACACAUCUUCUUGCCAUGUAAAUACCUUUAAUAAAGUCUUUAUAGAAAAAUGUGCAACAUUAAUACACAACAGUUGUGGCAACUGGAUUUAUACUUGUCUUGAACUUGUGUGCCAUAACAUUUCACAGUUUUGUUUUUUAUUUAAAUACAUUUUUCUUUUAAAAAUGAUUUUUAUUUUGUUUUUAGAUAAAUAAAUAUUUGCCCAAAAUAUAAUUAGCUAAA